AUGUCGGUAUUUCGCCAGGCCACCCUCACUGCUGCUUCCAACGCGUUAUAUGCCGAUCAGGCUGGUGAAUUUGACUGGAGUCUAAAAAAUUUGGGACGAAUUCAGGCUGUAGCUUUCGGGGGAUUUGUGGCACAUGGGCCGCAUUUAGUCGUGUCCAGAGGCACGACUAGAGCUGUGUACGUAGCAUCGGACGAGCGGUCGCGAGCUCUAGCACGCUUAGACUCCAAAACUGGCGAUAUCCACUGGCGCCACGUAUUUGCUGAAGGGGAUACCAUCAACGACAUUCAGCUGACCAACUAUGGACUACUAUCAGUAUCAGGAGCCGGCCACAAUUUGAGACUAUGGGAUCUUUCGACGGGUGUACUGUUAUGGGAUGAAGUGACUAGUGCGGGUUCAGCUCGGAAGAAUGCUGUCUUUGGGGGUCUAUUCGCACUAGAUGUUGAUCACUCGGUAGUACUGACGUCAUCCAGUGUGGCUAUGAUUAGUGUCCAAGAUGGUCAAGUGAAGGUGCAGACACUACCGGAAGAUUUCACGAAUGAAGCAGUGAAGACUGGAGUGCUGUCGUGGCAGAUCAAAUCGGACAAUACAAUGCUGUAUGUGCUCGCCGGCAGUCAAAUGUUGGAGGUUGAGCUUUCCUCAGGGCGCAUUAUAAACCAUUUUAACCGUCCAGAGAUCAAAGAGCAAGAUAAGGGAGACUUGAAAGCUACGACUGUGCUGCGUCGUGACAGUGAGGAAGGCAAGACUAUUGCGGUAACGCUAACUAAGGACAAGUUACUGCUGCAAGCCCUGGAGAGCACGAAUGAUGCGCCAGAGAUUGCUUUGAGCUCGCUCGAAUUAGAUGGCGACCUGGUCAUGGCGAUCGACACGAGUAUUUCAAAUGCGUUGGUUCUCUGUUUGGACUCGGGAAAGCGUGCGAUUCUAACAAUCUCGAGUGCCUUUAACGUGGAGGUUGCUUCGAUUGUGAGUGCUUACGGAGAUUUAGUUGAGUCAGAUACAGACGACGCUGUACUGUUCAAUGCUUCUCCAAUGGAGACAGGCAACGGGGUGAAUAUCGCGUCAUUCACGUUACGAAAAAGCAUUGCUUUGGUUUCGUGGAAGGUUGAGUUGAACUUGUCCCUUUUUGGUAGCGAUGUUUCUCGUGCAUUCAUAGGCUGCCAUGAUGCGAAAAAAGAUCUGGCUCCUCGUUGUCAUGCUGUGCUUGUUUUGAAAGACGAUGCUUUGCUUAUGACAUCGAAUGACAUGAAGACAAAUGAUGACAAGACGAAUAUUCAGUGGAUGCGUGAAGAAGCUUUGGCCAACGUUAAAUGUGUGCGCUGGAUAACGCCAGCAGAGACGGAAAUUGAGAAAACGGCGUUAACGCGAAUCCCAUCGUUUACAGAGGAACUGCAACUUGAAAUGAAGCACCUACAGCAACUCGCAAGGAGGGUCAUGACAUUGUCCUUAACGCUUUUUGAAGAUGAUUCUACUCAACUUGGCGUGGACAGAUCUCGUGUUGCGCGUAAGGAACCACCGAACGCACACUUAUUCGGAUUCUCUAAGUACAUCAUUGUAUUAACUGAAAGUGGCAAGUUAUUUGCGAUUCGUGCUGAAGCUAGCACAGUGGCGUGGGUUGUAUUCGUUGGUCCGGAUUAUCAACUCUUUGUGACGCGUGAUCAUCCGGCUCUUGGCUCAGGCGCUGAGUUGCUGCUAGUCUCCAGCUCGACAGAUCUCAUUUGGCUUGAUGGUGACGAUGGCCAUCAGGUGGAUACAGCUCAGGCCGGUGUUGCGUCUGGAGACUCGUGGGUGGUUCUUUUGCCCAAACGAAAGCAUUUGGCUACAGAUGAAGAGCUUGUUGCGCGCCGCAGUGUGGCUUUCAUUGCAGAGAACACGCUCAAAGUAUCGCUAUAUCCCAGAGAGACAGCAGGCUUCGUUCACCCGGAACUUCAUCAAUUCUUUUUCUACCGUUACGACAAAAUAUCUAACGCCUUUCGUGGGUAUUACAUCAAGAAUGAAGGUGAUGUCAUGACGACUGACUAUCGUGCACGAGAGUCCUGGUCGAUUGUGCUUCCGCGUGAUCAAGAGGUAAUUGCGACUUCACACCAUCACGAUCAUUCGGUGGUCGACUCCGCGGUGACCAUUACAGGCGAUGACUCGUUGCUGAUAAAGUACCUUAACCCAAAUCUGUUUGGCCUUGCUACGAUUGCGACAGAAAACUCAAAUGAAGCUCAUAAUUCAACCUCUGUGCUUUACGUGAGUCUGAUCGAUUCUGUGGCGGGGCGGAUAAUCCAUCGUGUGCAUCACGCAAACGCCUCGAGUCCUGUUCGCAUGGUGCAAAGCGAGAAUUGGUUAGUGUACUCGUUCUGGAAUAUUAAGGAGAAACGUACGGAGAUGGUGUCUCUGUCUUUGUUUGAAGGUGCAGUGGGUAUGCAUUCGCUAAAUCCGUGGAAGCGUCCAUCGUGGCCGUCAUCGCGAUCGUCGUUCGACCCGAAAGCCCCAUUUGUGCUUCAAAAGAGCUUUAUCUAUCCUACGAAGAUCACAUCACUUGGAGUGACGGUAACAGCUCAUGGCAUCACUCCGCAAUCCAUCCUGGUAGGAAUGGAAACUGGCCAGAUCUUUCAGUUGACUCGCAAUCAUAUUGAUCCGCGCCAACCGGAGAAGCCGCUUACAGCUGAAGAACAAGCAGAGGGCUUGAUGAUGUACUCGCCGUUGGUACCCGUUUACAACCGUCCACAAGCCAUGCUGACGUACAACCAAACAGUGGAAAAUGUAAAUGCCAUCAGCACAGCACCCGCCGAGCUCGAGUCGACAACGCUUGUCUUCGCGCAUGGUCUUGACAUGUUCUACGUUCGCAUGGCGCCUGCCAAAUCUAACAUUCGGUACAAAGACACUCGCACAACGCAAAGCGCUGCAGGCUGCUUGGAAGUAAUCGUACAGUUUGAUUCUUAUUUAGAUGCCAAGUGA
This is a messenger RNA of Plasmopara halstedii, 2940 nucleotides long. RefSeq names its product er membrane protein complex subunit partial. Gene Ontology annotation, molecular function: protein binding. Gene Ontology annotation, biological process: protein folding in endoplasmic reticulum. The transcript has 8 exons. Gene Ontology annotation, cellular component: EMC complex. NCBI's taxonomy places the organism in Eukaryota, Oomycota, Peronosporomycetes, Peronosporales, Peronosporaceae. Bases 1 to 2940 code for a protein of 979 amino acids. The record is from RefSeq and is a predicted model, not a curated record.